This is a messenger RNA of Oryzias latipes (Japanese medaka), 873 nucleotides long. RefSeq names its product NME/NM23 nucleoside diphosphate kinase 6 (gene nme6). The record is from RefSeq and is a predicted model, not a curated record. NCBI's taxonomy places the organism in Eukaryota, Metazoa, Chordata, Actinopteri, Beloniformes, Adrianichthyidae. Gene Ontology annotation, biological process: negative regulation of mitotic nuclear division; CTP biosynthetic process; UTP biosynthetic process. Gene Ontology annotation, cellular component: mitochondrion. Gene Ontology annotation, molecular function: nucleoside diphosphate kinase activity.
GAUUGUUUUUACGGACGGACAUGUUGUAAUGAGGAGGUUUAAUCAUAGCUAAAACUAUGAUUUUAUGAUACUUUAACGUUUAAAAUAAAAAAGUGGUAUUGUGAAAAUAAGUAUCUAUUAUGUAGGGUAUUGAACGUUUGAAAUCAGAUCGAAUAGCGGGUGUAUAGCCUGCGUUCUGCGGCUGCGUUAACCGUUAUUGCUCACGCGCCUCCUCCGCUUGUUAUUUUGGACACAAGCCUCGCAGAGUGAGUCAGAGAAAAUGUUCCCGACGACUCGCCACCUGUCCAGAGUGCUGCAGCUCACUCUGGCGGUCAUUAAGCCUGAUGCUGUUGCUCAUCCGUUGAUGAUGGAGGCUCUUCACCAGAAAAUUCUAGAUAACGAUUUUAAAAUUGUCAGAUGCAAGGAUCUGGUGUGGGAACGGCAGGACUCGGAGAAGUUUUACGCCGAGCAUUCAGGCCGAUUCUUCUAUCAAAGACUUGUUGAAUUUAUGUCGAGUGGUCCGAUGAGAGCGUAUGUUUUAGCCAGAGAAGAUGCAAUCCGUCACUGGAGGGGACUGAUGGGACCGACCAAAGUGUUCAGAGCCAGAUACACCGACCCGAAUUCUAUCAGGGCCCAGUUUGGGCUCACAGAUACAAGAAACACAACUCAUGGCUCAGAUUCUCCAGAGUCGGCUCAAAGAGAGAUAAGCUUCUUCUUCCCAGAUUUCCACACGGCAGACUGGAUGGAGAAAGAAGAGCCGCUGUUCAGAUCAGGAAAGAUGACCUAUGACCAUCAGAACCAGGUCCAUGUUUUAUCAGCAGCAACACAACCUUAAGAUGACUCAGUUUAUAUGAAGUCAUGUUGGACCUUAAAGCUUUAUUGGAUGAAAAAAAA